Auanema sp. JU1783 is the source of this 1404-nucleotide messenger RNA. Lineage: Eukaryota; Metazoa; Nematoda; Chromadorea; Rhabditida; Rhabditidae. The record is from the annotation of a GenBank genome assembly.
AUGCCGGAGCAAAAAGAACUUUCUCUUCAAUUUGAACAUCAUAACGAAUGCUUAAGAAGACGUAGUGAAAACUACAAUCGUUUUGAUGAAGAACAUAUCGAGGUCAUUUCAGUUAUCAAAGGAUCAGAUGUGAUUUUUCCUUGUUUUCCAUGCGUAUCUCCUGAGGAUGCUGUAGAAAUAGAAUCAACAUACAAGCCUUCGUCAGGCUCCGUUGGAAGAGUUUUCAAAAAAGCUGUUGAUUUUUUCAAAAAACGUUUGUCACCAGGCUGGGGACUGUUCGAUGAGAGAAAAUGGAAAUAUGACUGGGAAUUUGCAAGACCAGGACGCAUUUGGAGAGAUCUUACAAAUAUUCACCAACGCCAGCACAAAUUAGAUGCUGUCAGCGAGAAAAUAAAAAGAUUUCUGAGUCGGGACUCCGAUCGGCAGACUUUAGGUGAUCGUUAUGAAUUGACUCUUAAAAACGUAGAUGUUAACAAUACGGGAUUUUAUCGUUGUAUCAAUAAAUAUAAAAAAGUUCAUCGAAUAAGUUUGGCUUUUUUCUUGGAUGUUCGAAGUGAGUCGAAAACCCAAAUGGUAGCAAGUGGGUCACCUGAAAUUCAAUCAGCGUAUGAGUCUUUUCCUGAACGAAAGUUCAUGAAUCAAAGUUUGAAAGCCCGAAUCAGACCCUAUCAAUGGAGUAUUUGUAACAAAUGUGGAAACCAAACGAAUGGAGAGGAGAUACGCUUACAUCAAUGUGUUAUUGAACCGAACAUACCGUUUUUGAAUAAACUACCCAAGUCUAGCGAUUGGAUCAAGCUUUUCGGUACUGCUCCCUGUGAUAGUUCCAUAGUGCCUUUAAGCUUACGCAAAUUUAUUGGACAAACCGCAAGGCUUAUUGAAUAUCGUCCUUGCAAUAACACAUGCAAAUCAUUAGAAAUUGAAGAUAGAAAUAUCACAUCAGUAGACGAACUAAGCGAUUUUCGUGUUUUGGAUUACAUUCCUAAAGGCGAAUUUCUUUUCGGCGAAAUUUUGCCGCGAUUGCUCGCUCCUGUAAUUCGAAAAGCUUAUUUGGUGGUCGAAGGAGAUUCCAUCGUAUUGUCUUGCAUUGUCAAUCCGGAUGAACCAACAGGCAUCCAAUGGCAUACUGACAAAAUUUUAAACUUCGGAAUUGAAAUUAUGAAAGAGAAGUUUAAAGGGAGAAUAACUUUGGACGAAAGCUCUCGAUUAAUCAUCAGCAAUCUCCAACUAACUGAUUCAGGAUUCUAUUACUGUUAUAACACAGAGAAAGUCUUAGUAGCUGUUCAUAACCUCAUGGUUACAGAAAACGAAAAAACAAAAGAAAUAUUGGCAAAUAUGGAAAUGUUUUUGCGCUUCGUCGCAUUCACGUUGAUCGUUAUCAUGAUUAUCUCUCGUCUUUUAGAGUAG